GGAUGGACUACAACACUGAAUCAAUUACAAGACGCGGGGUUGGAGUCUAUUACAGUUGAAACUAGGAGGGAGCUGAAGAGUAAAGUCUGAGGAUAUAUUUUUCUUUUUCUCUGUAUAUAUUUUUUUAUUCCAUAUAACAUAUACUGGCAAAGGUUUCAGCAGCCAUGGUGCAUGUUCCAAGGACAUCCCUCAUUUUGGGAUGUAUCCUGCUUUUUGGUUUCUGGAGAAGUCACGCAGAACCUCUCUUACCCGUUAUAUUCCCUGAACAGGAUGAAAUGGUUGUGUUGCUUCAUUCUGCAUUUGAACUUAAAUGUACAGGAGAGAGUGAACUGAGCUGGCAGUUCCCAACAUUUGAAGAUGAAAAUAUAGAAAUCCGAAGUGAAGAAAACAACAGUGGCCUUUUUGUGUCUGUGCUUGAGGUGAAAAAUGCAUCUGGUACAGACACAGGACUAUACACCUGCUAUUACAAUCACACGCAGACUGAAGAGGAUGUUCAAGGCUCUAAUAUAUACAUAUAUGUUCCAGGCCCUGACAUUCGGCUAUGGUCUUUAAUCCCCUCUUCGAGGUUUGAGAACCUGAUUUUUGUAGAAGAAGAUGAUACAGCCAUUGUCCCAUGUCGUACCACAGACCCUAAUACCCAGGACUUUAAAAAUGCUUACGACUCCAGGAUAGUAAGUGCAUCAUAUGACAACAAGAAUGGCUUUGAAGGAAACUUGCCACCAGACACAUACAUUUGUGAGGCAGUGAUUAACGGGAUGGUGUUCGUCACACAUCCAUUCAUCCUGCAAACAGGAAAGUAUCCCAAUUUGGUGACCUUCGAAUGGUGUUGUGAGGUACAAGUUGAGGAGUUUAAAGUACCAUUCCAGAAACUUGUAUAUACUUUGACAAUCCCCAAAGUUACAGUGAAUGACUCCGGGGAUUAUGAGUGUGCAGUAAAACAGCCAAACCAAGAUACAAGCGAUGUAAAGAGGAUUACCAUUACAGUUUAUGAUAAAGGAUUUAUUAAUCUGGACCCUAAAUUUGGAACAGUGGAAUUUGCCACUCUCCAUGAGGUGAAAAGUUUCACAGUAGACAUGAAUGCGUACCCAGCCCCAAAGGUUUUCUGGCUGAAAGACAACCUGACCCUCAGCGAAAACAUGACCGAGAUUACCACAAGCACUUCCAGAAUUCACGAAGCCAAAUUCCAAAGUAAACUGAAUCUCAUACGAGCUAAGGAAGAGGACAGCGGACUCUAUACCCUUGUAGCACAAAAUGACGCAGAAAUAAAAACCUUCUCAUUUGAACUUUACAUUAAAGUUCCUGCUGUGAUUUUGGAAUUGGUUGAUGAUCACCACGGCUCAUCGGGCAAACAGACUGUAGGCUGCUUGGCUAAAGGAAUGCCAGUCCCUGAUCUCGAAUGGCUUGUUUGCAAGGAUAUUAAAAGGUGUAACAAUGAUACUUCAUGGACCAUACUUGGUGCCAAUGGCUCUGAAAUCAAUAUGGGGACACACAAGUUUGAAGUAAACACAGUAGAAAGCCAAGUGACCUUCAAGAAAGUGGAAGAGACCUUAGCCAUCCGAUGUAUUGCAAAAAAUGAUCUUGGCUUUGCUGCACGAGAGCUGAAACUAGUUGCACCCACGUUACGUUCUGAGCUAACAGUGGCAGCAGCAGUUCUGGUUUUGCUGGUGAUUGUCAUCAUAUCACUCAUUGUUCUUGUCAUUAUAUGGAAGCAGAAACCAAGGUAUGAAAUAAGAUGGCGAGUCAUUGAGUCCAUUAGCCCAGAUGGUCAUGAAUAUAUCUAUGUAGACCCAAUGCAAUUGCCAUAUGAUUCAAGAUGGGAAUUUCAAAGGGAUGGAUUAGUUCUUGGUCGAAUACUUGGAUCUGGUGCAUUUGGCAAAGUAGUUGAAGGUACUGCGUAUGGACUAAGUCGAUCCCAGCCUGUGAUGAAAGUAGCCGUAAAAAUGCUCAAGCCCACUGCUAGAACAAGUGAAAAACAAGCUUUAAUGUCUGAACUAAAAAUUAUGACUCAUCUUGGAGCUCAUUUGAACAUCGUGAAUCUAUUGGGAGCGUGUACGAAAUCAGGGCCUAUUUACAUCAUUACUGAGUACUGCUUCUAUGGAGACCUGGUGAAUUACUUACACAAAAAUAGGGAUAACUUUCAGACACGGCACCCAGAGAAACCGAAUAAGGACGUGGACAUCUUUGGAUUUAACCCUGUUGAUGAGAGCACACGGAGCUAUGUCAUUCUAUCAUUCGAAAACAACGGUGACUACAUGGAUAUGAAGCAAGCUGAUACCACCCAAUAUGUCCCAAUGCUUGAAAUGAAAGAGGCCUCAAAAUAUUCUGAUAUUCAGAGAUCUUUGUAUGACAGGCCUGCAUCAUACAAGAAGAAGCCAAUGUCAGAAGUGAAAAAUAUUCUCUCUGAUGAUGGUUUUGAGGGCCUCACACUGCUGGAUUUGCUAAGCUUCACUUACCAGGUCGCACGUGGAAUGGAAUUCUUAGCAUCUAAGAAUUGUGUGCAUCGGGAUUUGGCUGCUAGAAAUGUUCUUCUCGCUCAAGGCAAGAUUGUGAAGAUCUGUGAUUUUGGUCUGGCCAGAGACAUAAUGCAUGAUUCCAACUAUGUUUCAAAAGGCAGUACAUUCCUUCCAGUGAAGUGGAUGGCACCUGAGAGCAUAUUUGAUAACCUAUAUACAACUCUAAGUGACGUAUGGUCAUUUGGUAUUCUGCUCUGGGAAAUCUUUUCACUUGGAGGCACACCAUACCCAGGGAUGGUUGUAGAUUCUUCGUUUUACAACAAGAUUAAGAGUGGCUACAGAAUGGCAAAGCCUGACCAUGCGACCCAUGAAAUUUAUGACAUUAUGGUGAAGUGCUGGAACAGUGAACCAGAAAAAAGGCCGUCAUUCUACCAUCUGAGUGAAAUAGCUGAAAGCCUCCUUCCUGGGGAAUACAAAAAGUGCUAUGAGACGAUUCUUCAUGACUUCCUUAAAAGUGACCACCCAGCUGUCACUCGUAUGAGAAGUGAUAGUGACAAUUCAUACAUCGGAGUGACUUACAAGAAUGAAAACAAAAUGAAGGACAGAGAGAGUGGCUUUGAUGAGCAAAGACUCAGUGCUGACAGUGGUUAUAUUAUUCCCCUUCCUGACAUCGACCCUGUUUCAGAUGAUGAGUCGGGCAAAAGAAACAGACACAGCUCUCAGACCUCAGAGGAAAGUGCAAUUGAGACUGGUUCCAGCAGUUCCACAUUCAUUAAGCGAGGAGAUGAGACUAUUGAAGACAUUGAGAUGAUGGAUGAUAUUGGAAUAGAUUCCUCAGAUCUUGUGGAAGACAGUUUCCUGUAAGACAUCACAGAAGUAUUUUUGCAAAUAACUUCAUAAAACAAUAAGGGAAAUUCCGGUGAAACUAAGGAUUUCAAUUUUUCAUUUGGAAAACCACUUUUUAUUGCAUUAGACUAAAAGACGGUGAAAUGAUUGCCUUGCCAACUUAAUGGUACUUUUUAGGACUUAUUGAGUACCUCCAUCACAACUGUCAACUGGAAUUAAUGGUUGUGACAAAGACCAAUGUUUUAAGCUACUCCUCUCAGAACGUUUUUAUCAAGCGGUACCUUGUAGCAUCUCAUACAUGCACAUUUUUUUUUAUUUUUUUACAUAUGUGAAUGAACGUCAAUAGUAGCUCGUGUUUUCAAGGGCAUUCAUGAAUACGAAGAACUGUAAUCAUACUGCAGCUGAAUUUCAUCAUUGUAAUUAUGUAAAUACAAAGAAAUGAUGUAAACAUAUUAUUUGGACAUACAGAGAUGAGACCACUCCAGAGUUUUGUGUACGUCAUAAGAUUGGUUGCUGUUAAAACAAUCAUCAAACCCACUUAAAACCACUUUUGAAGGAUUUAAGACUUAUGGAAAUGAAAAUAUUUUAAUGAAACUUAUAAAACAAGACUGCAAAUACCUAGUUAUAGGAUAUUGUCUCUGCUUUACUAUAUCAUUAUAAAUGUUACUUUUAAUGUAAGUAAUUCCAUAUUAACAUUAAUACUAAACAUUUUGAUAACCUGGUAUAGUACAUUCAGAUGAAUUUUAUGGAUUAUAUGAACUAACAAGGAUUUUUGCCGUGCAUUUUUUUCCGUGGACCAAUGCAGACAAGUGAUUAUAGUAUAAUACUGCUGAUAUUGUUCACAAUCGAUACAUAAUGACCACUGCAAGAUAUUUGAGAUGAAACUGUGUUGUUGGAAUGGAUUGUGAAGAAUUUUGCAUAGUCAAAUCUUAGUGCAAAUAUUCCUAAUAACUAACAACUAAUAGACAAUUAACACAAAAUACUCACAACAUAUUUAUCAAGAACCAGUGGCUAAGUUUUUAUUGAUUAGUAUGUCCAUUUACUUUUUUUUGAAGAGUACUUGAUAUGGUAUAAAUGUGUAUUGUUCUAAUGAUUAAUUGAAUUAACCACAUGGAAAAAAUAGUUGAUGAGGUUAAUUGCAUAGGCAGAAACUACAUGUUGUAAUUUAUGGCAAAUGCUUCAUUUUUAUUUUGUACCAAUUUCUGUUGGAAACAAAUGUUAUCACCCAUGAAAAAUCUGAUCAAUGUUUGUAACAACAUUUCCAGCGACUUUUUCUGGAGUUUUGAAGUGGAAGUGGUUGAUUUUACAAACAAAAUAGAAUUAUAGUAAAAUACUGGCUUAACUUGCACAACUCAAAGUCUCUAUAAUAUGAACUGGAAAAUGGUUCCAUAAAGAUAACCAAACCUCAGUCGAUGGACCAAAUCUAAUAGAUGCUUAUAUAUAUUUUUACAUCUAUAGUAGAAACACAAUUUUAAAAAAUUGUAUAGUGGCUUUUUAUUCUUUGCCACUAUAAUUUUAAGAAUUUCUUGAUUGUAAAAAAGAAAAUCUCCCAGUUCUCAUCUCUAAGAUAUAAUCGGUUUUCUUAAAAAAAACCAGUAUAUUUUUAAACAACAAUAUAGUCUUUAUUAAUUGUGGUCUGUAAAAAUAGUCCUAAUACCUGAUGAAGGACGUAAGCUAUGAUGAUGUUAUACAUCGAUUUGUAUAUUUUAUUACUAUAUAGUCCUUAAAUACUGCCAAACAUUUAUGUUACGCUGUAUCACUGCCUUUGUUUAUAUUUGUUUUGACUGUGAUGUACCCCACAGAUGCGUUAACUUUUGCACUUUUAAAUGUCCAAAAUUAUAUUUUAGAAUAAUAAAAAAACUAUGUUUCUAACAUGGA
Molecule: messenger RNA, 5177 nt
Organism: Bombina bombina (fire-bellied toad)
Lineage: Eukaryota; Metazoa; Chordata; Amphibia; Anura; Bombinatoridae
Gene: PDGFRA
Product: platelet derived growth factor receptor alpha
Biological process (GO): positive regulation of kinase activity; embryonic cranial skeleton morphogenesis; multicellular organism development
Cellular component (GO): signaling receptor complex
Molecular function (GO): platelet-derived growth factor binding; platelet-derived growth factor alpha-receptor activity; ATP binding
Source: RefSeq, a predicted model, not a curated record